Molecule: messenger RNA, 1686 nt
Organism: Helicoverpa armigera (cotton bollworm)
Lineage: Eukaryota; Metazoa; Arthropoda; Insecta; Lepidoptera; Noctuidae
Product: lens fiber major intrinsic protein
Exons: 5
Coding region: 240-1010 (256 amino acids)
Biological process (GO): transmembrane transport
Cellular component (GO): plasma membrane
Molecular function (GO): channel activity
Source: RefSeq, a predicted model, not a curated record
UCUGACCCGCACUUGGGCUGCUUUUGGUAACAUUGAUGUGCCAAAAUAAUUAAUAGUAUUAAUUGUACGUUUGAAGCACGGAAGAAAAAGAACGAGGUUUGAAGAUUUGGCAGAACAGAGAGCAACAAGUUUGUCAUCGAUGACAGCGGCAGUGGGCGCGGGCGCCGCCGAUAGCGCCGCCGCGGCAGUCGCGGCACAGUCGGCGACGCCGCGCCGAGUCGCACGCACGCACCGCACACAUGCCGAGACACGAGUCGGAGGAGCGCGGAGUGGCCGCGUGGCUGCGGCGCUGGUGGCGCGCGCUGCUGGCCGAGCUGCUGGCCACGGCGCUGCUGGUGUGGCUGGGCGUGGCCGCCAUGAUGCCGGUGCGCGGGCCCGGCUCCGUGCUGCUGGCGCACCCCGCCAUGGCGUUCGGCUUCGUGGUGGUGGGCAACGCCGUUGCCUUCGGGCCCGCGUCGGGCGCGCACAUGAACCCCGCCGUGACGCUGGCGGCGCUGCUGCACGGGCAGCUGGGCGCGGCGCCGGCGCUGGGCUACGCGCUGGCGCAGCUGCUGGGCGGCGUGCUGGGCUUCGGCGCGCUGCUGGGCACGACGCCGGCGGCGGCGGCGCUGGCGCCGACGGGCUGCACGCUGCCGGCGCCGCACGUGUCGGCGCUGGCGGCCGUGGCGCUGGAGGCGGCCAGCACGGCGGUGCUGGCGCUGGCGUGCUGCGGCGUGUGGAGCGCGGCGGCGCGCGGCGAGCACGACCCCGCCGCGCCCAUCAAGCUGGGCCUGGUGGUCGCCGGCCUCGUCUACGCAGCGGGACACGCGACGGGCGCCAGCCUCAACCCGGCGCGCAGCUUCGCGCCCGCGCUGCUGCACUCGCACUGGGACUACCACUGGGUGUACUGGGCGGGCCCGCUGGGCGGCGCGGCGCUGGGCGCGCUGCUGCACCGCUGGGUGCUGACGCCGCGCUCCGAGCCGCCGCGCGACGUCGACCUGCCGCUGCGGGACAAGGCCGACCAGCCCUAGUCACUUUCAUCUUCCGUACCAGCUCCAUGAACUUCAUUGAAAACUUAUUGUCGGUACCUACCGUAAUCAUUGCUUACAUUGAAAAAGAACUGUUUAAAUGAUAAAUUAUAUUUAUUUUGCAAAUUGGUUGGAAACAACAUUUUCAAACGACUUUUUCAAAAGUGAAAUCAGAUCACCAUCUCCUCACCACUUUCGAGUAAUUCGAAAAGGACUUCUCAUAGCACUCAAGGAAGAUAUUAGGCCCGCGGAGCAUACUGCCACUUUAACCAAACACACUUCGAGCACAACUCGGGCAUCCAAUAUACAGGCUCCGCCUAAUUUGGGAAGCUACGCUUCAAUAAGACAAUUAUGUUAAUCUUCUAUUGUGGUUGUGGUGACAACAAUAUACCUAAAUAUAAGGGUUCGGUACCCAAAAACGGGACCCUUUUACUAAUUUGUGCCUCGAAGACCUAAAGUUUUGCCAUUAUCCGGGUGUUCAUUUGAAAAAUACUGAAACAAAGGCUCAAAUGUCUAUCGGUAUGUGAAAAAGCAAAGUUAUAAACUUUUUGAAAGUGAAAAGAUACGCGAUAAAGUUUGUAUGGAAUUUAAUGUGCCAAAACUGAAUCUUUGUAGAAUAUAGUAAUAUUAUUUUUGUGACUUUAUACUUACCUACUAAUAAAAGCGCAUGUUAGAAUAA